UUUACUCAUUUAACGUUUAUUUUUGCGUCAGUGCGCCCAGUCACAGGGACGGCUAAUCAAGCUUCAAUGCAACUGUUGCAGUUAGCUUCCUGCACGCUAGCGUCAGCCGGCACGGCACAGUGAGCGGAGCGGGGGUGCUAAACUCUGCUAAGCUAACUUAGCUGUAGCCGUUUCUGCUCCAAGGUCGAUGAGAGCAUGUCUGCAUCCGAUGUGUGCUCACAGAGCCCCUGAAGUGACUCCUCUGCCUGUGGACCGCGGGAGGCGGACAGUCGCAUCUUUAGUAAAUAAGAUGAUAAAGGAGCACAGCGACCUGUUUUCCGACUCCCAGUGUAAAGUCUGCAGUGCUGUCCUCAUUUCUAAGUCUCAGAAGUUGACUCAUUAUCAGAGCAAGAAACAUGCCAACAAAGUGCGUCGCUAUUUUUCCAUCCAAAACGAGAAGGAGCCAGCGCUCAAAAAGCUGAAGUCGUCAUCAUCCGACAGUGGCUGUAACAACGGAGACACCGACCGGUUGAAGGUGUGUCAUGUAUGUAACAUGACCUUCUCCUCUCCUGUGGUGGCCGAGUCUCACUACCAGGGCAAAGUUCACGCCAAGAACCUGAGGAUGAAGACCAUCGGUCCCCAGACCCCAGCAGUAGCCUUUCCAACACCACCAACACCUCAGCCGAAGAAGAAACCCGCAGAUGAUUCAAGCAGCGUGCCGGCGACGGGCGGCAACGACAACAACAACCCGGACCGUUUCUGCUCCAUCUGCCAGGCCUCCUUCAACAACCCACUCAUGGCCCAGCAGCACUACGUGGGCAAGAAGCAUAGAAAACAGAUGACCAAGCUGAAACUGAUGGAGACGUACGGCCCCUCCACGGCACCAGCUUCCACGCUGAAGGGAUACCCGUGCACCAUCUGCAACAUCGAGCUGAACUCUGUGGAGCAGUACCAGUCUCACAUCAGCGGCGCAAAACACAAGAACCAAGUGAAGAAAUCAGGCCUGAACAAUGCAGAGCAUCAGGACGCAGCAGAAAAAUCACACGGUGGUGACAACCAGUACGCUCCUGCAGACGACCAGUACACAGCCGGGGGUAACCAGUACACUCCUGAGGACUCAGAGUACUCAGUGGAGAACCAGUUUACUUGAGGCCGGGCUGGAACGGACUGCAGAGGCUUCAGCCAGGACUUGGAAUGGCACACCACAACCAGCCCCUUUAACACAUUAACAUCAACCUCCAUGGACCUCUAACUCCUGCCAGAGUCUCUUCUCAGUAGGUUUUCCCCUGGAAACAGAGUAGUCUAAACGACAGGUCUGGAUUUUGGAUUCCCAAAGGAAAAGGCUGAAGACUGUCUGGGGUUUUUGGUGUGUGUGUUUUGUGUUCUCCAUGAAUGAGAAAAGCUGCAUCUGUGAUUGUACCCGCAAUCAUGAAAAGGAAUGUCUUCGAGGGUUCCAUCAAACGUGUCCCGCACCGUCUGAAACCCAUCAGUGUACAUUAAGGCUGGGAAUCGCGCCGUGCUGAUCAAUACUUGACCUUUCGUUUAUACGAAACACUUUCUUCGCAUAAAGAAAAUCAAUGAAGCCAAAGUUUUUAAAUGCUAAAUGCUGUCUGUACAAAAAAAACCCAUUAAGGAACUUUGAUAAAACAAAACAUCCAUCCAAAAAAGUUUUAAUUGGUUAAUGCAGUAAAAUAAAUCUGCAGCUCUGAUGAGGAAUUUUAAAAUUAAAAAGUACUUAAGUGUGAAACUCAGCCUUAGUGUACGUAACAGGAAUGUCCCAGUCCUGAUCCGACUCAUAUUGGGUGUGUGAGAUUCAGAGUCUGAUUCCAUUAAAUGUUGAUCAAACGUGUAUCUGACACAUCGAAUAUGAACUGUAGACUGCUAAGUCUAGCAUAACCUAUUUUUCAAGAGGUAUUUCAUUGCAAACUGUUAUAUUUCUAAACUUUACUUGAGGACACUGUCCUGGGAGUGACGUAAUCAGCUAGAUUGUUUUAACGAGAAGAUGUAUCACUCUGCUGCGGUAGCGAGUGUGUACAGAAAUGGCAAUACGGUUUUACGGUGGUGUUACGGAGCGGAGGUUCUUUCCGCACAAAUGAUCUUUGACAGUGCAGACAGCAGCUGUAGUGAGCACUCACACCAGGCAACAGACAUGUUUAAUUCUGGUCUGUUAUCAAGUUACUCAUGUAUUUAUCAUUGACUGGCGACAGCUGACGUGUCUGUGAAGCUGUGAAAGCGACAGUCAACGCCAGCUCAAAAUGAGAAACUGCGACUGGAAUGUUUUAGACAUUUCGCUUUGCUAAUGAGACAAGGUGGACUAAUAACAGAUUUGUUAGCGUCACUGUAGCAAACGAUUCAGUCUACAGGAUGGACAGAGUGAGGCUUAUUAACAUCUAACCAACACUAACAUGUAGCAGCAGAGCCACAUGUAACUGAUGAAAAUUCAACACGAAACUGCUAUCCAGUCCAUGCUCGUAGUUCUAGUUCACCUGAUUAUGUUAUUAGGGUUUCAGAGAGUCUAAAUUAGACCCUCUGCUACUACAAAAAGGACCAGAAUCUGCAUUUUGUCGAAGCUGAUGUCAUUUUAUAAAAACAGUUUUAAGUUUUCAGCUACCUGGAAAGUGUUAACUACGAAAUGGAGGGACGAAAGGGAUUGUGAAGAAAAAUAAAAAUAAUUUCAAAUGCAGCGGAUUUGUUACAGCUGUGAGUUACGCAGAGUUUAAGCUUUUUUUUUUCUUUUGUACUGUCAAGUUAUAUGCCUGGUUUAUUUAAGGGUGAGACUGAAGACUUCUAAAUACUUUUCCUUCUGAGUUGGAACUUCACAGACUCUAGAAGAGACUCAUGGAUGCUCUCUGAGCUCUGCAAUGGCUGUCGAUAGCAGAGACGUUUAACAGAGAUUUCCAAGAGUGAUGUCAAAUUAGAGAGUGAUGUCAGUAUUAGGAUUUUUUUUAGUCCAUUUUCCCUCUCACAAGGUGACUGGUUGAAUAUUUUAGUGUUGAACGUCUUCAACCUACUGGCUAAAGAAAAGAAUUUCUUUGGAUGUAAUUUAUACAAAGAGGGCUCAUGCAUACUGUACAGUACAUGGUGUUUCAGAGACAAAUGGCCUUUUUUCUUUCCUCCCUCAUUGUGUGCUAGAUGUUUUGUGAUUAAGAGUUACUUUCAGUGUAAGUUGCGUAUAACAGGAAAAAAAAAUGCAGCAAAGGUGUGCAUUAAAUAAAGGCCUGUUUUAAGAAAG
Messenger RNA from Scatophagus argus, 3211 nucleotides. RefSeq names its product zinc finger protein 346 (gene znf346). Lineage: Eukaryota; Metazoa; Chordata; Actinopteri; Scatophagidae. Gene Ontology annotation, molecular function: zinc ion binding; nucleic acid binding. The coding region runs from base 188 to 1129 and encodes 313 amino acids. The transcript is spliced from 7 exons. The record is from RefSeq and is a predicted model, not a curated record.